AACUCAGAGUAGCAACUGCUGAGACCACCUUGAGAAGAGGAUGAACCUAAACAGAGCCCUGAUUUGGGGGGCCCUCACCCUGACCACCGUCCUGGGUCGCUGUGGAGGUGAAGACAUUGUGGCUGACCACGUUGGGGCCUAUGGCAUAAAUGUCUUCCAGUCUUACGGUCCCUUCGGCCAGUACACCCAUGAAUUUGAUGGAGAAGAGGAGUUCUACGCGGACCUGUCCAAGAAGGAGACUGUCUGCUGGCUGCCUGGGUUCAGUGAAUUUAAAUAUUUUGACACUCGGAAUGCACUGAGAAACAUGGCUAUGUUAAAAUACAACUUGCACCUCCUGAUUGAACGCUCCAACUAUAAGACUGCUCCCAAUAAGGUUCCUGAGGUGACUGUGUUUCCCAAGGCUCCCGUGGAGCUGGGCCAGCCCAACACCCUCAUCUGUGCCGUGGACAACAUCUUCCCUCCUGUGAUCAACAUCUCGUGGCUGAGCAACGGGCACUCAGUCACGCAGGGUGUUUCUGAAACCAGCUUCCUGUCCAAGAGUGAUGAUUCCUUCCUCAAGUUCAGUUACCUCGCCUUCCUCCCUUCUGCUGACAAUGUCUAUGACUGCAAGGUGGAGCACUGGGGGCUGAACCAGCCACUCCUGAAGCGCUGGGAGCCUGAGAUUCCAGUCCCCAUGUCAGAGCUGAUGGAGACAGUGGUCUGUGCCCUGGGGCUGGCCAUGGGCCUCGUGGGCAUCAUCACAGGCGCCAUCUUCAUUAUCCAGGGCCUGCGCCCAGGUGGUGUCUCAAGACAACAAGGGCCCUUAUGAAGGGAAGGUGCAUUGCCAUCCAAAAGCAGAGAGUGGACAUGCUGGAUGGCAGCACUAUUUCCUGGCCACGUUCAUCACAUUACCUCUCGCUUCCUACACUCAUCCUCUCACUUCUUCUCUGACUACAGGUGCUGCAGCUCCCUCAGAUCUCACAUACCUCUCAGAAUUCUCCCCCAAACUCUUGAAUUUUUUCCCAGUUGUUACCUAUUGUGGGAUUCCUGAGGUAUCCACCCAGUUACCUAAUCCCUCAGUGACCCUGAACUAAUAUCUCUGUGGAAGGAUAAACUCCCUUUAUGAGAUCUUUACUGAAAAUUUUCCUGUCGUUUAUGUCAGGACUGACUACGACCAUGGCCCUUUAUGCUUCAGGCCCAUUUAAUCUCAUUUCCCAGAUCAGGUUUCAUGCCCAGUAACACAAAAGAAAGCAAGUAUAGUCUGAUAAUAUUUUGAUAUCUUAGCUGAAGUUAAUUUUUCUCUCUUCCUUGUGUUCCCACCUUUGGCCACUGCCCCACCCCACCCCCAAUUCAGGCAUCAAUGAAGGUCCUA
Molecule: messenger RNA, 1351 nt
Organism: Myotis lucifugus (little brown bat)
Lineage: Eukaryota; Metazoa; Chordata; Mammalia; Chiroptera; Vespertilionidae
Product: SLA class II histocompatibility antigen, DQ haplotype D alpha chain-like
Exons: 5
Coding region: 41-808 (255 amino acids)
Biological process (GO): immunoglobulin production involved in immunoglobulin-mediated immune response; positive regulation of T cell activation; antigen processing and presentation of exogenous peptide antigen via MHC class II
Cellular component (GO): MHC class II protein complex; membrane
Molecular function (GO): MHC class II protein complex binding
Source: RefSeq, a predicted model, not a curated record